AUGUCUGCGGAUAUGGAAGAAACCCCGCAACUCAAUCCUGCCAAUCUGGAACUGGAUGAUGAUAACAACAACAACAAUGACGACUAUCAUGAAAUAGACGAAACAGAAAUUACUGAGGUCGCCGCUAUGGAGAAUGUUGAAGAACUGGACGAUGAUGAUCAUCAUAUCAAUAGUGAUGCCGAUAAUAAUAAUAAUAAUGAUGACAACAACAACAAUGAGAGUCCUACAAGUGAUCCUUCAAUGCCAACAGUGGGAAAAGAAACAGAGAAUGAUGAACUCUCGGAAACACCAGAGAAUAAUAAUAAUAAUGUAGAUACAACAGAGGAUGAACAUUAUGAGAUUGGAGAUAAACCACCAAUUAUGGAUAAUGAAGAUCCCAACACGGGUGCUAACAAACUACAGAAUGCAGAAGAGUCUGAUAGUAUGAAAUCUCAUGAUCAAUGCGAGAUUGGAGAUCAUACCUGCACAGAUGAGAAGGCCGAUCAACAAGAAAAAGAACAAGAAGGGGAAAAACAAAAAGAAGAAAAAGAGGAACGAGAAGAACAGAAGGAGGAGAAGAAGGAAGAAGAACAGAAGGAAGAGGAUAAUGUACAUACACGGGAAAAAUCAGAUGAGAUGAGUAAAAUAAAGACCAAACAGGAUUCCCGUCCUAAUAGCGGAUCCAGCAACGACAGCAGUAAAAAAGAACCACAACAAAAGGAAGAACAACAGCAACAAAAAGAACAACAACGAACCAAAAUUAGAAAUAGUAAAAAAGUAAACACAACAGAAUCAUCUGCAAAGACUACAAAAACUGGCCCGCAUGUGAGUUCACGUCCUACGGUUGAGGAGAAACAACAUUCCUCUUCUUCCUCUCCACAAACCGCCAAACUUGAACCCAUUAAUAAACCCUCUUCCCCGCAGGAGAGGAGUGGCCAUAGUGGGAUCCCACACCGGCAAAAUAGAAUGCCCUCCAAACCACGAACUUCACCCAGCAGCACUUCACUACCCAAUGUGAAGAAACCAUACCACUAUCAUAAUAAUAACAACAAUAAUAACAAUAGCAAUAAUAAUAACAGUCAACAACCGAAUCAACCUUCUUCUUCUUCUCAGCAUACACCGCGACAAGCAGUAAAGAAAGAGAAAACACGUUCUCCUGCUCCUCCUCCUGUUGUUGCGGCUGCGGCUGCGGCUCCUGUUUCUGAUAAUAAUAAUAAUAAUAAUAAUAAUAAUAUUAAUAUUAAUAAUAAUAAUAGGAAUGAGCAUGGAAAUAGGAGUUCAUCUCCUGCGGCGGAUUUGGCUGUUUACAAUGAUGCUGCUGCUGCCCCUGAGACAAGUGGAAAGCAACGACAUCAUAAACGCAAACAUGGACGACAUCAUCAAAAACAGAGUACUAAUUCUAAUACUAAUAACCCUAAUGAUGAUCAACAACAUCACAGUCGUCGUCGUCGUCGUCGACAGCAAAAACAACAACUACGUGAGAGCUCAAUGAUGGAAAGCACGGAAGAUGGAGAUGGAAAAACAUAUGAUCGUGAGGAGGAUCCCCAAAAUCGUGAGAGUGAGGAGUACAUUGCCCUUAUUAAAUACUAUGAUGAACUUUAUAAGGGCGAUAGCAAUCUUGCUAGACUACGGCAGAUAUUAUCCGCUGGAGAUAUGAGACGCACAAAGGAAAGUAAAUCCUCACGGAAUUUAAGGCGAGGCUAUCCCAAUCAACAGGAACCCUCAUCCUCACAAGAGCAAACUGAACAAGAAGGUGAAGAAAAGAAAGAUGAACAAGGACCAAGUUAUGAACAAGAGAAUAGAGAUAAUAAUAACAACAAUAAUAAUAAUAACAACAAUACAACAGGCAAAGAAGGGGAUGAGAGGAAACGGUGGUUCCCAAUCUCACGUGGGGCAAAUCAUCUCACGACGAUGAGUACCGUACCUUUACAGUCCAGUAAACGAGAUACACAAACAACAACAACAGCAGCAGCAGCGGCGGCGGGUGAUGAAAGAGAAGAUUCCUUCCAGCAACAAGAAGAAGAGAGAUCUCCACUGCAAGACUCUCGUAAAUCCAAAACGUAUCUUCCCGCUCCUCGUGGACCUCCGGUGAGACGUCCACAAGAUGUAUAUCAACGCUGUCUACAACAACUCAUUGAAUACAGCAACAGUGGAAAUGAGUCCUCUGCACAGUUAAGUUACAGUUACUCAUGUAUUUUAUCAGGGACAUACAAACACGGUGGGCCACGAUCUCCAGAGUUAAAAGAAACCACUGUGCGGUAUACCCCACCAACUCCAACCCCUCCACCAUCUCAAUCUCAACAAUCUCAAUCUCGAUCUCAAUCUCAACAACAGAAGAAAGAGACUGUUGAGCAUAUGUAUACAACGGAGGCCCAACUGGAGCGGGUCUAUGGUGUUUCCCCGCAUGUAAAACAUACAAAUAAUCCCGCAAGGGAAGCGAAGAGGCAAAAAGAACAAAGUGAAGUACAACCAGAUCAAGAAGAGGAAGAAGAAGAAGAAAAACAACAACAACAACAACAACAACAAAGAAAGAAGAAGGAAGAAGAGGAAAAGGAAAAGCAGAAAAAGAAAAAGAAGCAAAAGGAGCAGCGAAAGAAGGAGGAAGAACAGCAAGAAUGUGAUCAUGAGGAUUUUCAAGAGUUGGAAUAUAAUCCAAUCGAUCAUAGAACUAGCGAUGAGAACAGCUUUAACAGUGCGCAUGUAUUGAGAAGAGAGGAGGAGGAAGAUGAGGCGACACCCAAAGAGAAGGAAGUAGCGCAGGAACUUGUUAUUUAA
Trypanosoma theileri is the source of this 2754-nucleotide messenger RNA. RefSeq lists its product as uncharacterized. The transcript has a single exon. Lineage: Eukaryota; Euglenozoa; Kinetoplastea; Trypanosomatida; Trypanosomatidae. The coding region runs from base 1 to 2754 and encodes 917 amino acids. The record is from RefSeq and is a predicted model, not a curated record.